UUAAAAAUACUUAAAAUUAAAUACCUAGCCUAUUUGUCGAGUUAAAGUAAUGCCGAUGAUAUACAGUUAAAAAAAACCGUUAAAUGACAGACACUGACAGACUUUCUGCAACUUCAAAGCCCGCCACGCGCCACUGGCGCCAAUCACUGCAAAUCUCUACGUCAGGAUGAGUGAGCCAAGACUGAAUCGAACUGUUGGAGUCGGAUCUUUUCAAGGAAUCGGUCUGAACGAUUUGUUUACGAACCGGAUGCAGAAUGUUAGGCACUGGAAAUAUGACAUAACAGCAUUAUUAUCACCACCGACUAAACAGAGAACGGUUUUGACAAAUAGUAUGUAUUUUAUUUCUGUAAAAAAUGCAACAAAUAUUAUAGCCAGGAAAUAUAAAUGCAUUUUAGCAAAUGUGUUUAAAAUUCCAAAAAGCACCCUUAUAAACAAAACAAAAAUAUUAGAGUAUUAUCGGUAAGUAAAGCUUACUGGGUAUGCGUAAUGACGUGAAUAGGUUUUGACAGAAAAGAAUCGCUGUACUGUUUUUGAACCGUUCAAAAGAACCGAUCUGAGAAAUUGAAUCGGACCUACCAGCCAUGCGUACUAACUUCCGGUAAAAGAAGUGCGGAGAUAAGCGCUGUCAGUGCUGUCACCCCAAGUAGCAAAUAUUAGGCGGCUAUUUGAAAACACAGCUGACGACUUCGGCCUCAAUGGAUGAACAUCUUAUAUAACCUCACGACGCUCUUAACGUUACCUGCAUCUUUAUAGCUGCACCAAUGCUCGCUUUUGGUUUAACGAUAGUCCGACACGGUGAGACGCAGUGCAACAAAGAUGGCCUUUUGCAAGGUCAGAAGAUAGACUCUCCGCUUUCUGAAAUUGGGAUACGGCAGUCUGAGGCUGCUGGUCAGUACCUCAGGGAUGUAAAAUUCACAAAUGCAUUUGUCAGUGACAUGAAACGUGCCAAGCAGACUGCAGAGAUCAUUGUGAAGAACAACAGAACCUGUCAUGAAAUAGAACUAGUAGCAGAUCCAUCACUUAAAGAGAGAAGUUUUGGUAUAGCUGAGGGAGGUCGAGUCAUAGAAAUGAAAAACAUGGCUAAAGCAGCUGGCCAGCCUUUACCAGAGUUCACUCCAUCCGAGGGAGAGACCAUGGAGCAGGUAAAGGUGCGAAUCAAGGAUUUUCUCAAGGCUAUGUUCCAGCGAAUAGCUAAUGAUCAUCAAGACAAAAUACAAGAUGGUGAAACAUCCACACCGGGUGAAACAGAUAGGGUUCCUGCAGGACUUCCAGAUGAUGGAGUCUUGAAUGUGCCUGUCCAUGCCUUGGUGGUUGGCCACGGGGCUUAUAUGAGCAUAAUGAUAAAAUAUUUUUUUGAGGAUCUUAAGUGCCCCAUGCCCCGUGGUUUAGACCCUGCUCACCGGUAUUCCAUCUGCCCGAACACUGGAAUGUGCCGAUUUAUUGUCACUUUGAAAUGUAGUAAUGCUGGUCUUGCACUUUUAGACAUGAAAUGUGUGUUUAUCAACAGAAGAGAUCACAUCAUGUAAGAACAACAGUUUAAAAAUUUAAAAGGUAAAAUGCAAGAAAGCAACAAAAUGUUUACGUGUUAUGCAGAAAUUAAGUCAUAUUCAAGCACUUUAUUCCGAUUCAUGAUACAGAAUGUUGUGAUGGACAGAACAUAUCAACUUUUAGAAGGAUGAUGUAUAAAAAAGGAUUUCAGUUUUAACUUAUGAGUAUAAACAAUUACAUCAUUUUAUAUGUGCGAUUACCAUUUAGACACUGGCAGUAUUUAAUAUUAACCUCUAAAAGUGUUUAAUAUUCUGUAAGGGAGUGUUUGUGUAAGUUAUUGAUUUAAUUUUAAAUGUAUAAAAGUAUAAUUUUAACUAAAUAAAUAUGUCCUCCAUUUA
Messenger RNA from Labeo rohita (rohu), 1886 nucleotides. RefSeq names its product TP53 induced glycolysis regulatory phosphatase a (gene tigara). The record is from RefSeq and is a predicted model, not a curated record. Gene Ontology annotation, cellular component: cytosol. Gene Ontology annotation, molecular function: fructose-2,6-bisphosphate 2-phosphatase activity. The transcript has 6 exons. Bases 762 to 1526 code for a protein of 254 amino acids. Gene Ontology annotation, biological process: fructose 1,6-bisphosphate metabolic process; negative regulation of programmed cell death; fructose 2,6-bisphosphate metabolic process. Lineage: Eukaryota; Metazoa; Chordata; Actinopteri; Cypriniformes; Cyprinidae.